Ilex paraguariensis (yerba mate) is the source of this 963-nucleotide messenger RNA. The record is from the annotation of a GenBank genome assembly. NCBI's taxonomy places the organism in Eukaryota, Viridiplantae, Streptophyta, Magnoliopsida, Aquifoliales, Aquifoliaceae.
AUGCCUAGAUUGGGAUGGAGGUGGUUACUUGCAGUAUCUUCUGUACCAUCUUUCACAGUGCUUCUGUUUUAUGGUUUUGCGCCUGAGUCUCCAAGGUAUCUAUGUUUGAAAGGUAGAACGUCUGAUGCAGAAAAUGUUUUCAAGAAAAUAGCGAUGGUCAACCAAACAAAACUUCCUUCAGGGGUGCUUGUUUGUGAUCAAAUGACCAAGCCAGACGAAGAGUUUGCUCCUUUGGAAAACACCCAAUUACUGUCGUCAAAAAAGAACCAGACCACAGUUUCUAAAUCAUUCUUCUCAUCACUUACACUUUUCUCAUCAAAGUUAAUGAAUACUACCCUUCUUCUUUGGGUGGUUUACUUUGGAAAUGCAUUUUCAUAUUAUGGCAUUAUAUUGCUGACCUCGGAGCUAAGCAGCAGUCAGGGUAGUUGUGGCUCAAUUGCUUUACAUUCAGAAAAUUCGGUGGAUGCUAGCCUCUACAGAGAUGUAUUUGUUACGAGUUUUGCUGAGCUUCCUGGGCUUGUGUUGUCAGCAAUUUUGGUGGACAGAAUUGGACGCAAACUUUCCAUGGCACUUAUGUUCGUGUUAGGCUGCAUAUUCCUUCUUCCCUUGGUUAUACAUCAGCAUGAGAUUUUAACAACACUCUUAUUAUUUGGAGCUCGUAUGUGCAUAAUUGGAACCUUCACCAUUGCUGGUAUUUAUUGUCCAGAGGAAUUUCGGUUCUUUUCUUCCCACUCGAGACUAAGGGACGGGGCUUGACUGAUACAGUAUAUAUGUCUAAUUCACCUCAAGUUAUUGUGGCUGGCUAAGCAUUUCCUGCACCCUAGAUUUGUAAAAAGAAGAAACAAUUCGUCAAUAUUUUUCACUGUUGAGUAGUUCUUUACUGGCAUAUGUAGAGCUGUGCUUAAUAUUGUUUUCUGUAUUGCUGCCAUUUAAAGCAGAGAAACUGAUCAUUAAGUUGUACAU